AUGGACUCUGAUCUAUCUUUCCUCCAAUCAUGGCGCUUGUUUGUGGUCACGCUCUCUCUUUGCCUUGGAGCUGUUCUCUACGGACUUGACAUGAACAUUAUCGGCGUUGCCGCCCCAGUCAUAACAACGGAGUUUCAUUCUCUUGAAGAUGUCUCCUGGUACAGCGCAUCUUAUCUGUUAACCAUCACAGCGUUUCAGCCGUGCUUUGGGAAUGUGUACAAAUACUUCUCGGUGAAAGCUGUGUUUGUUGGGAGUAUUGUAAUCUUCGAAAGCUUACUUCAAGGGGCCCUGGGCAUUGUCUCAUAUAUUGUGAGGCUGGAGAAGGUCCCCAUGUACCAAGGCUUCGUGGCUGGCGCGGCAGCAGUCAGUGCAACUGCUGGACCUGUCAUAGGAGGCGGGCUCACUGACAGCACCGGUUGGAGUGAGUAA
Messenger RNA from Parastagonospora nodorum SN15, 429 nucleotides. RefSeq lists its product as hypothetical. The coding region runs from base 1 to 429 and encodes 142 amino acids. Gene Ontology annotation, biological process: transmembrane transport. Gene Ontology annotation, molecular function: transmembrane transporter activity. The record is from RefSeq and is a predicted model, not a curated record. Lineage: Eukaryota; Fungi; Ascomycota; Dothideomycetes; Pleosporales; Phaeosphaeriaceae. The transcript is spliced from 2 exons.